CUCCGUGCGCCUCCUCUGUUCUCUGUUCCUGUGGAUAGAGCGAGAGAGAGAGAGAGAGAGAGAGAGAGAGAGAGACCGGAGAUCCUCCUCUCAUACCAUCCACUCCACCGAACUCGCACUCGCUCUCAAUCACGAUUCCCUCUCACUUUUCAGGUACUCUUCCUUUUUCUAUUUUCGAUUUCCGAUUCCAACAAUUGAAUUAGGUUAAGGAGAAGAAGAAUAGAUCGCAACUCAAGAAUGAAAGGGCGAUCGCACCGCCCUCAGAGUUCCGACCCUCCCGACGAAUGGGGCGACGGUUCCUGGACCGUUGACUGCAUCUGCGGCGUCAACUUCGACGACGGCGACGAGAUGGUCAAAUGCGACGAGUGCGGCGUCUGGGUCCACACGCGCUGCUCUCGCUACGUCAAGGGCGAUGAUACCUUCGCCUGCGACAAAUGCAAGACCAAACACAGCAACACCGAGGAAACCGAGGUUGCCCAAUUCCUCGUCGAACUCCCCACUAAAACCAUCUCCUUGGACACCAACACCAAUAACCGGUCCUUCCCCUCUCGCACGCGCCGCCCUGUCAGGCUAUGGACCGAUAUACCCAUGGAGGAGAGGGUCCACGUUCAGGGAAUCCCUGGCGGUGACCCUUCUCUCUUUACAGGCUCUGGCGUGCCCUCUAUUUUCAGCCCUCAGCUUUGGAAGUGCACCGGUUAUGUUCCCAAGAAGUUUAAUUUUCAGUAUAGAGAGUUUCCUUCUUGGGCUGAGAACGAGGGUUCACAGGACAAUGAUAAUAAUGGGGCUGGUGUUCUUUUCUCUUUUUCUAAAGACACUAGUGCUCCUAAUGUCUUGGCUUCCCCUGUUGCGGCUUUGGUUGAUAUGAGAUCUAGUCAUGCCCGUGAUGCCAAGACUUGUUUUAAGGACGUGAGGAAGUUUGGGAGUGAAGAUAAUUUGCCGCCACGUGUCCAUAAUGCUAUGAAGAAGGAGAGGAGCUUGCUCAGGCCUGUUGUUGUUCAUUCCAGUAAGCGAAGGAAAGAGGAGUUUGGGAGUUCCAAUUCCAGAGACCGGAGUGGGAAGAAGCGGGUUAAGACUUCUGACAGAGAGGUAGAUCCCAAGAGGAGAAGUUCGCAUUCUUCUAAAACAGCGUUUACACCCACCAGUGAUGCAAAACAAUUGGACUUUUAUGAGGACAGAGGUCUGAAGAUUUUCAAGGCUGACUCUCGGAGCAUAAAGAAUAAAAACUUAGAAGAGAUAGUGGUUCAAGAACACAUUUCUAAUGAUUAUUUUGCUGUGGAUACCAUCCUGGAGGAGCCAAAUAACCACCCAACAACUACCGAGGACUCUUCAGAACCCUUGUAUCCUGACAUGUCAAGGCAUAGUCUUUCUGUUGGAGAUGUAUUAGCAGAAGAGAAGACCAGUAAUAAAGCUCCUGAUUUGGUUGAGAUGUCUUCCAAGACUGACGAUGCUGUUACAUCAGUUUUAAAGCGUAACUAUCUUGGGAAUGCUUCAGUUAAAGACAAGGACGGAGAUUGCUUGAAAGCUGAUAAUGAAGAUGAUACUUCAAUAGUAAGAAGCACUGCAAGUCCUCACACAGAAGGCCAUUGUGUUUCUGCACCAGAACUUAUGGAUAACCAAGUUUCUCAAGAUCUUGACAGAAAUGUGCGUCCUAGCUCUGCGAAAUGCAAAGUUAAGGUGAAAAGGGAUGAUGAUGUUGAUAGUUUUAGGAAGCCCUCAAAUGUUCGUUCUUCUCCUAUCAGUGACCUUAAAAAUGAAAAACCAUCUGAUCACACGUCUGGUAUUGUUAAAGGGAAUGAUACUCUGGUUCCCAGUUUACCAUCGUGUGAAAAUAAGGUGGGUGAUGCUGAUAUUUCAUCAGAAGUAGUCCCUGAUGAUCAAGCCCAUAAACCCAAUGAAUCGUCUGGUGGUUUUUGUCAUGGAAAACAAGAACUGGAGGGGUCUGAAGGUUCCUUGGAAACACAAAAGGGAUUUUCAGAAAUAAAAGAUGGUUCAGAUUCUGCUAAAGAUACAUCAAAGUCUGAAGCACUUGGAUGUCCACCUAAAAUGCUAGCAUGUGUUGGAAAGUCAUCUCCAACUUCAUCAACCAUGAACUCCAAGUCAUUGGCUCAUGACUUCAAAUCUGAAGAUACUGAAUUCCCUAGUUCUUUUACAAAGCAUGGAGUGAUGGCUGAUUGUAACAUUCACAUAAAGAAUGAAAAUUGUCCAAACGAUGCUACCAGAGACGAAAAUCCAAAGAAGUCUGUGAGAGAGCGACCAAAAUCCUCUUUGAAUUCCAAUUCAAAAGGAUUGCAUUCAAACAGGAGUACACAAAAUUCUGUCUCAAAGCAUGUAAAUUCAGAUACGAGAGAUUCUGUUCAUGGGUCGUCUUCUAAAUCUUUGGUACAUCAGACUGCAAGUAUUUUAGGCUCCAGUGAGACUAAUGCAUCUUUGCACCAUCAAAAGGCUUUACAAGUGCAGAAUAAGAUUUCAUCUUCAGCACCACAGAAAGUUGAAAAACUUAACCAAACAAAUAUCCAUACUUCCUCUAAGUUGAACCAGAGUCAUGUGCCUUCAGUGAAUCCUUCUCCAACAUCAAAUUCUUCAAUGCUGAGUGAUGAAGAGCUUGCUCUGCUAUUGCAUCAAGAACUGAAUAGUUCGCCUCGUGUACCUCGUGUACCCCGAGCUCGCCAUGCAGGUAGCUUGCCACAGUUGACUUCUGCUAGUGCUACAAGCAUGCUAAUGAAGCGAACAACAUCAGGUGGAGGAAAGGAUCACUACUUGGUAUCUAGACGAAAAUACAAGGAUGCAUCUAGAGAUGGGUCUGGAAAUUCUCGGGAACUUGAAGAUGAAGCCAAAAAGAUAGAGAAAGAGAAGGGUCCGUCCUCUUCUGAUCAGAGGAAACAAGAUAUGGCAUAUGUGGAAGAUGCUCCAGCAAAGGAAGAAGUUCUUGCAUCUAUGACAGCUGCAAACUCUGUCACAAACAAUGCUGUUUCUUCUACCUCUGCAAUUGCAAACAGUGAUCCGUCCUCCCCUCCUGAGGAUCAGAAUUUGUCAUCUAUACGUAACUCACCCAGGAAUAUAUCUGACGACGAUACAGAAACUGCUGGAAGGCCAGUUCAUCGCACCUUACCUGGUUUAAUCAAUGAUAUUAUGAGCAAAGGCAAGCGUAUGACGUAUGAAGAACUCUGUAAUGCUGUGCUACCGCACUGGCAUAACUUGAGGAAGCAUAAUGGAGAGCGUUAUGCAUACUCAAGUCACUCUCAGGCUGUUCUUGAUUGUUUGAGGAACAGGCAUGAAUGGGCAAGGUUGGUUGACCGUGGUCCAAAGACAAAUUCGAAUCGGAAAAGGCGUAAGCCAGAUACUGAAGAAUCUGAUGAUAAUGGAUAUGGCAAGGGAAGAACUGCAAAAGAGGUUGACGGGAAGAACUUUGAGUUGCAAAAAGAAGAGUUCCCCAAAGGCAAGCGUAAAGCUCGGAAACGCAGGCGCCUUGCUCUUCAGGGAAGAGCAGUGAAGGAUGUUAGGAAGAGACAAAAAGCUGACUCGCUAACUGACGAGGAUGUCGGCCCAUUCUCCAAUUCUAGUGAAGAGAGCUUGUUUAGUGAAGAAGAUGAAAUUCAGGUUGGCAGAACAUGUCCAGCAGGAAGUACUUCAGAUGAGGCAGGCAGUGCUUAAUAAGAGGUCGCCAAAUAUCUCAACAGUUUACUUCUGCAAGAAUGUAGACUUCGUGGCUUGCAGUCUAGUGGGGGGAUGGAUUGCCGGUGCUUGUUACUUUGUAUCAGUAAUGUAAAUAUUUCUAGUAGUAAGUAUGGUGUAUUUUUUUCAUGCACGAGGCAGAAUUGAGUAGGUUAUGUAGAAUUUGUAAGUGGCUAAGGAUUCCAUUAGAGAGCAAAAAAGAAUGUACAAUUGGAUUUGUUUUAGGAAACACUAACUUAGAAACUACCCACCUGGCAUGCGAUAAUCUAGUUUUACAAUUUACACUCUUGGUGGUGUUGAGAAAUGGGUGUACAAGGACAAGCAACUGUGGUAGCUUUGCGAAGAAGAAUGUAUAGGAUAGUUACUGAUUGGCAGCUGUCAUUGAUUGGUGACUAUAAUAGCUGUUAUUGUAGAACAUUUAGGCUUCGCAUUUCUUCCUCUUGCGGCUUCUCAAGUUUUAGCAUUAAAACUGUGAUCCAAUUAAUACACGAUUAAUUUGUUAAACAUAAUUUUAUUUUAUUCUUAGCAAU
This is a messenger RNA of Abrus precatorius (Indian licorice), 4202 nucleotides long. RefSeq lists its product as uncharacterized. The record is from RefSeq and is a predicted model, not a curated record. NCBI's taxonomy places the organism in Eukaryota, Viridiplantae, Streptophyta, Magnoliopsida, Fabales, Fabaceae. Bases 238 to 3651 code for a protein of 1137 amino acids. The transcript has 8 exons.